Dioscorea cayenensis subsp. rotundata (Guinea yam) is the source of this 1078-nucleotide messenger RNA. Its product is annotated as E3 ubiquitin-protein ligase RNF26-like. The record is from RefSeq and is a predicted model, not a curated record. The transcript has 2 exons. Lineage: Eukaryota; Viridiplantae; Streptophyta; Magnoliopsida; Dioscoreales; Dioscoreaceae. Bases 327 to 851 code for a protein of 174 amino acids.
UGGAUUUCAAACAUAUUAAUUCGAGAAAUUUUACGUAAAAAAAAAAUUAUUAAAAACAACAGUUUAACACCAUCCUUCUCUGCUCAUGGGUAUACCUGUAAUUUCACAUAAAAUCAUUUGAAACCCGUUUACCCAUUUAACUCCGAGAGACCCGUUCGCUUAAUUUUCCCAAAAAUCCCGUGAAACCCGAGCGCGCGCUCUCUCUCUCUCUCGCUCUCGAUCUCUCUCUCGACCUCUAGUGGCCUCUAAUGGCGGAGAAGGUUUCUCAGAAGCCAAGUAUACAUUUCGGCUAGGGCCAAGAUCGAGAUCGGAGUGAGUACCUGGAAAUGGGGGAGAGCCAUAAUGACGUAGAUGACAAUGGCGGCACAAGGACGCUCUUUGAUAUCAUUCACCAGGAGGGAUCCAGCGGCACCAGAAGGCGUGGACUCAAGGAUAACCUCUACGUCGAGCCCUGGCCCCGUGGCAGGACUGGCAAUCGUGCGCCGACGCCACGGGGAGCGCCGGCUCUGGCCCGCAACUUCUCUGCCCGAACUGAUGGCGUACAACCCCAAGAUCCGCCUGUUGAGGAGCCUCCUGCCAGGGAGCCGGUUACGAUUUCUCUGAUGGCGCUUCUGGAGCAAUCGGGGAGGUUUGGAGGUGAUGACGAUGAGGAGUCACCAAUGGCAGAGGAGGAGGGUGAGGAGGGAGGGGGAGAAAUGCAGUGCUGUGUUUGUAUGGUGAGGCACAAGGGCGCAGCAUUCAUUCCUUGCGGCCAUACGUUCUGCCGGCUUUGCUCUCGUGAGCUCUGGGCCAGCCGAGGGAACUGCCCUCUUUGCAAUGGCUUCAUCCUCGAGAUCCUUGACAUCUUUUGACGCCAUUGAUGACCCCGCGAACCUCGAGAUAAGCUCCUCCAAUACCAGUAACUCUCUCUCUCUCUCUCUCUCUUUCUAACUUUUGGAGGUUUUUAUAAUUAAAAAUAUAAUGAGGGACUUGGUUGGAAAAAAAAAACGCUUAUUGUUGUAAUACUUAAAAAUAUGACUGGUUGUUCUGAGAAGGAACUACUUUCCUUUGUUUUUUCUCUAUUUUUGUUGGAAAACAU